AUGAAGAUACUAACACGUCAAUAUCAUACAAUACGACCAAACUAUCGAAAGCUACAACAUAUUCAUUUCCCGGGGAUUUCCUCAUUUCAACAUGGUUUGAACAUCCAACAAUUAUUAGUCGAUGCCAACCUUGAUUAUAAAUCAUUAGAAUUCAAAUAUCGUAGAAUUCAACGACAACGUCAACAAAUUUCCACCAAUACCAAUGAUUCAUCACUUUUGGCUUUGAAAAAUAAGAUUGAAAAUUUACAACCAUUACCAACAAUUCUUACAUUUGAAUUUGAUAAUGUUUAUGCCGGAGGAUUACGACUGAAAUCUGAAGUUUCGCCAAAUGAUCUUGAAGGGUUCAAACGUAUAGGAGGACAAUAUUUCCAAUUAGAAAGAGGAGGACAAGUUACAUGGCAUGGGAAGGGACAAUUAGUUGCAUACUUAAUUUUGGAUUUGAAGAGUUUUGUAAAAUUAUCAACCAAAUGUUACAUUAAUAAUGUCUUGUUGAAAAGUAUUCAAAAUCUCUUGAAAAAAACAUAUCAUCUUGAUAGUGUUGUUGGUGUGGAAAAUCCUGGAGUUUGGAUUAAAGAUAACAAGUCUAAGCUGCUGUCAGAAUCAUUGAAAAUUAGUAGUGUUGGAGUUAGAAUUCGUCAUGGAAUCACCGAAUAUGGAAUUGCUUUGAAUAUAAAUCCUGACUUGAAAUAUUUGAAUACUUUUGAAAUGUGUGGAUUGAAAAACAAACGUGCAACUUCGAUUCAUAAACAACUUAGUCACCUUCCGGUCCCAUCAGUUGAACAUGUUGGAAAAUUGUUUGUUGAUGAAGUGGCACUAGCUUUAGAAAUGAAUUCCGUGGAGCAUAUCAAUGCUAAUUCUUUGUAA
Candida albicans SC5314 is the source of this 864-nucleotide messenger RNA. RefSeq names its product lipoyl(octanoyl) transferase. The transcript has a single exon. Gene Ontology annotation, biological process: protein lipoylation. Gene Ontology annotation, molecular function: lipoyl(octanoyl) transferase activity. Bases 1 to 864 code for a protein of 287 amino acids. Gene Ontology annotation, cellular component: mitochondrion. Lineage: Eukaryota; Fungi; Ascomycota; Pichiomycetes; Serinales; Debaryomycetaceae. The record is from RefSeq and is a predicted model, not a curated record.